AUGGCGAGACAGGCAUUAGAGAGCACCCGAGAAGAAUGGAACGAUCUAACGCGACGUCUGAGGGACUACAUGGGUGCUCUUGAAGAAAGUAUCAUCUUGUUGGAGACAUACCCUCUUCGGGAAUGGACUGUUGACCAAGCGGUGAGCCAGCCACUCAUCCACUAUGUCGAAUUCCUCGAAGAUAUGCACGAUACAGUUGUCAAGCUAAAGGAGAAGCGCCGCGGCAGAGCCCUGGGGUUGUUUAAAGCGUUCAUCAAAUUGAAAACUGAUGCGGGAGAUAUUCGUCGACUAAAUCGAGAUAUUGAGGACAGGCAUAGUCAGUUCAUGGAGGCAUUGGGACUUUUUACCGCCUUUCGUGCUCAAGCCGUCGAACAGACUGCCAGUGUUAUCAAAAGAGAUAUGGAAGCUACAAAUGCCAAUGUGGAAGUGACCAAGGCUGGUGUGGAAAUCACCAAGAUCAAUGUGGAAACAAUUCUUACAGAUGUCGACACCGCUGCUAUUCUCCAGUUGCCGACCGUAGGAUUUGUUCCAUCUUCAGUCCAUAGAACCUGUUUGAAAGGAACACGUGAGGCUGUUCUUCGUACUAUCUGGGACUGGGCCAACGACGAUAUGUCGAACGAGCCAAUAUUUUGGCUCUGUGACAUGGCUGGUUCCGGCAAAUCCACAGUCGCGAUGUCCGCAGUGGAAUCAUGGCGGAAAGAGGGAGUGUUAGGCGGACGGUUCUUCUUCUCCAUAGCAAGUAACGAAGGAUCGACCACCGACAAGUUCUGCUCUACCAUAGCAAGAGACCUUGUCCACUACAUUCCCGAGCUCGCGCCCCAUAUUGCUAAAGUCGUGAAGGACCACCCCUCUCUCAUGCGAAGCUCACUUGACGAGCAGUUCCAGAAGCUCAUCACACAUUCCGUCUCUCAUCGGCGAGGGCGCAUCAUUAUCGUGAUUGAUGCGCUCGACGAAUGUAAAUCUGGGACACAGAGGAGAGAACUCAUCGAAGCCCUUUCCUUGGCUGUUCGAGAAAGCGAAAACCUCAAGAUAUUUAUAACGAGUCGGCCAGACCCCGUCAUACAAGCAGUCUUGGGGCCACUCUCCAUCAAAUGCAAGCUGGAGGACCGCCUACACGAUGCCAAUCAUCGUGACAAUAUUGAUGACAUUGGGGUCUAUGUACAUCUAUUACUAGAUGGAGUGCUGUCGGAGCACAAGAGGCAGAGAUUGGUCGAAAAGGCCAACGGGUUGUUCAUCUGGGCAAGCACCGCAUGUCGAAUGAUCACUAGUGAGACCAAUUUGACCUCUCCGGACAGCAUAUACGACCGUCUGGUCUCUAUGGAUCAGACUGGAGCCAUAGACGAUCUGUAUAGUCUCGUUUUCGAGCGCACCAAACCCGAACACUGCGCAGUCAUGUAUAAGAUGCUCGCUCUGCUGCUUGCCGUGUAUGAGCCACUCACCGUCAAUGAUCUGGACGACAUGCUCAAGCACGCUGGGGUAGAUGGGAGCGCCAAGGCUUUGGUACGGAAUCUCGGGAGCGUACUUACCGAAGAUGCAACUACAAGUGUGAUCCAAUUCCGGCACCCCACCCUCGUCGAGUACCUUCGACGCUGCUCCAAUACUCCAGCCAUCGAUAGCCGUAAUAGAGUAUAUGUCGACAUCGCUAAUGCGCACGGUCAAGUUGUAUCGUGGUGUCUCAAACGCUUCAGGUCGCGUACUGAAGGACUCAGGUUUAACAUAUGUCAAAUCGAGUCAUCUUUCUACCUAAAUAGGGAGAUACCAGACAUUGACACCAAGGCAUCAAGAUUUAUCUCAAGAAGACUUCGAUAUGCCAGUUUUCAUUGGUUGUUCCACAUGGCGGAAACUAAUGACAACUGGCGAUCUACGUUCACGAACGAACUUCAACACACCAUUCAACACCCACAUGUGUUUUAUUGGAUGGAGGUUCUAAGCUUUACUGGAGGGGUGCCACGAGCAAUAGCUGGCCUUCGAGCCGUGACGCGCCGUGUAGGACUUGAAGAAAGUGUCCAAAGCAGAAUGGACGAGAUACGUCGAUUUUUAAUAGCAUUUUCGGUACCUAUCCAGGAGAGCGCACCACACAUCUACAUCACUGCACUUCCAUUUACUCCCACAAAGUCAAAGCUCCGUAUAGAGGGCAUGGAACUCUAUAAAAAUCUCCUUACAGUUGUUCAGGGCCUUGAGGAGAUGUAUCCAGGGCUUCCCAGAACUCUUCGAGGCCAUGAAGGAUCGGUCUUGGCUGUUGCAUUCUCUGCAGACGGCUCGCGAAUUGUCUCCGGAUCAUCUGACAAGACAAUCCGACUAUGGGACGCAGAUACUGGUCAGCCAUUGGGGGAGCCUCUCCAAGGACACCAAAGCUGGGUCACAGCCGUCGCAUGCUCACCAGAUAACUCUCGGAUUAUCUCCGGCUCAGACGAUCACACCCUUCGACUAUGGGACGCAAACACUGGUCAGCCAUUAGGACAACCACUACGUGGCCACGGAAAUUCCGUCUGGACCGUCGUGUUCUCGCCAGACGGCUCGCGAAUCGCUUCUGGCUCCUCUGACAAGACGAUUAGACUAUGGGACGCAGACACUGGCCAACCAUUGGGAGAGCCGCUCCAAGGACAUACAAACUCAAUCUGGGCCAUUGCGUUUUCGCCAGACGGCUCCCGCCUCGUCUCCGGCUCGGACGAUAGGUCUAUUCGUCUAUGGAAUGCAAGCACUGGAACUCCCCUGGGAGAGCCACUCCGAGGACAUGAAAAUUGGGUCAGAGCCGUCGCAUUCUCACCAGACAGUUCACAAAUCGUAUCUGGCUCGGACGAUAGGACAAUUCGACUAUGGGAUGCAAUUACUGGUCAGCCAUUGGGAGAGCCAUUCCAAGGACAUGAAAACUGGGUCACAGCCGUCGCGUUCUCGCCGGAUGGCUCGCGAAUCAUCUCUGGCUCGGACGAUAAGACCAUUCGACUAUGGGACGCGAACACUGGCCAAUUACUGGGACAACCUCUCCGAGGACAUGAAAAUUGGGUAACGGCUGUCAUAUUCUCGCCAGAUGGCUCAAGAAUCGCUUCUGGCUCGGACGACUGUACGAUUCGACUCUGGGAUGCAAACACCGGUCAACCGUUGGGAGAACUACUCCGAGGACACGAAAAUUGGGUCACGGCCGUUGCAUUCUCGCCGGACGGUUCACGGAUCAUCUCUGGCUCGGACGACAGAACAAUUCGACUAUGGGAUGCAAACACUGGCCAACCAUUGGGGGAGCCGCUCCGAGCUCAUAGCAACUGGGUAACAGCCCUCGUAUUCUCGCCAGACGGCUCUCGAAUCGCAUCCGGCUCGUCGGAUGAGACGAUUCGAUUAUGGGACGCAACGACCGGCCAGUCACUAGGAGCACCGCUCCGAGGGCACAAAAAUUGGGUCUUGGCCCUGGCAUUCUCGCCAGACGGCUCGCGGAUUAUAUCUGGCUCGGACGACAAGACGAUUCGACUAUGGGAUGCAAUCUCUGGUCACCAGCUGGGAGGACCACUCCAAGGACAUGAAAAUUGGGUCAGGGCAGUCGCAUUCUCGCCAGAUGGCAUGAAGAUCGCCUCUGGCUCGUCCGAUGAGACGAUUCGAGUGUGGGACGCGAUGACUGGUCGGCCGCUCGGGGAACUCCGAGGACAUGAAAGCUGGGUCUUGGCUGUCGCAUUCUCUCCAGACGGCUCACGUAUCAUAUCUGGCUCCUCGGACAAGACCAUUCGGAUAUGGGACGUGAAUACCUUUCAAGCCUUGGAAGGGCCCCUCUGGGGUCACAAAGAAUCAGUCUGGGCUGUCGCGUUCUCGCCGGACUCGCGAAUCGUCUCUGGCUCGCUUGACAAGACUAUUCGAGUGUGGAGUACAGACCAUUAUAUUCAUGCAAAGAGCUCCGACCAGGAUGAUAAAGAGUCUACAUAUUCGAGCAUUAUAGAAGAGGUACCAGGCACACCUCUCAGAAUUCUGGUACCCGGAUUCACAAAUUGUUCACUUUUGCAUGAUGGCUGGGUUCAAUCUUCCGGUAAACGUCUCUUUUGGGUGCCACCUGAAAACCGUCAUGGAUUACAACAACCUCAUCUACUUCUGACCAUGCCUACAACGAGUGCAUUCCGUGCAACCAAACUCGACCUCUCCAAUUUCCAAUGUGGUCCCUCUUGGACAAGUAUUCGAAAGGACGCUCAUUAG
Serendipita indica DSM 11827 is the source of this 4170-nucleotide messenger RNA. The record is from the annotation of a GenBank genome assembly. NCBI's taxonomy places the organism in Eukaryota, Fungi, Basidiomycota, Agaricomycetes, Sebacinales, Serendipitaceae.